CCGCCCCCGUUCCCCACGGACGCCAUGGCGGCCACAGCCUUCCGAUCCUCCUAUGAACGCAUUGCUGCCUGCGACACCGCCUAACCACGGUCUCCACUGGUGCCGCGAUGGCCGCGGCCUCCACUCAGAUCCAUCCGCUGUUGACCCCAUAUCCUCCCUCACGACGGGAUCCGGCCUCCACCACUGUGCAUUGGUGCGACGGGAUAUCGGGAUCCACCACUCCUCGGCCGCCGCUCGACCUCCACGACUGCGCCUCGCCAAUGCUUGGUUCCCCGCAUCCUGCCCUUUAUCGGUAUGGACUCGUGCUAUUCGACCCCAUGGUGCCGUGCUGGACGCGUGCUCCGCGGUCCUCCCCUCCCUCCAUGGUCUCGUAUAGUCAAAGUACGAUGGCGAGCCCUGGCACGGACGCGUGGGCUGCUGCUGUUCUGGCUGGAGAACACCUAUCAGAUGUCCUACAGUGCAGGCUGGAGGCAUGAACUAUGUAUAUAAAUGAUGAAUGGGUCCUGCCUUGAACCAUCAGCAGAUUAGCGUUGCUUGCGUUGAUCAAACGUUUGCCCUGGACAUCCUGCUUAACGUCGACGACGGUGGCAAGACCACAGGCUUGAUAUAAUCACGCUCCCGCUCGCUCGGCCUCCUACCCCGCACGGGACGAGAUCGGCACAAUGAUGGUAACUGCGCCGACGAGGUCACCCUCUCCUUCGCAACUUCUACUCUGACCUUGUUGCUCCUCUAUGUCAGUCAACCACUUCCAGGUCGCCUAGGCCUUCCGCGCAUUUGACCAAGGCAAUGGAGGAUGCAUCACAACUGCCCAGCUUGUGCGCUCCAUGGUGCCAUUACAAGUGGCUGGAGGAAUGGUGUAUGCUCACAAGGCGCGUGAUCCUUCUACAAAAUUCUGGCUAUAUGUGCAUUGCCUCAUUGGUUCUAAUUUAGUUGUGCUGGUAUAUUUGGGUUCCUAUAGGCCAAGUUGUUUCACUGGACAAGAAUCCCACGAACCUUAAUGUGGUGCGGAAGUUUUAGGUGCAUCAUUCUAUUCUGAUCUAUUGCGCCGUGUGCUCCAUGCCUGUACCUUAUGAUUCAGGAGUGCCCAGUGACAAAAUGUGUAAUAUUUGUAGAGUCAAUGCUCUAGGCGAGGGACAGUCCGCGCAAUGGUUUCCAGUUAUGUGAACAAGCUUUUUAAAAAUGAUAAAGUAAAGAAAGAAAUCUUUCAUGGUCGUACCUACUUCAUUCGUGGGAUUUAGAGGGCUACUAGCUCGCUAUGAUUAGACACUUAAUUUGUUUGCUGUUGAACUAAGUUUGGUAUGGUGUACGAAGCCCCAAGUUAUCUUGUAAAAAGGAUUCUUAUGAUAAGCGUUGAAAGCAACUUCCGAACUUUUAUAUAGAUAUUUAAGUGCCAAUACCAUAUUUUGUUAUAACACAGGAAACCCAAGUUUUGAUGCCAGAGAUUUACCUUCGAUGUUGCAUGUGCAUUACUCACUUUAGCCAAUCGUCCUACCAUUGUGCUUUUAUUUGAAGUUCACUGAAUUUCUUGUAAUGACAUUUCAGGGAUGAUACGAUCGACCCAACUGUUAGCUUUGGAAAGCAUUUUGGGGUCGACUCAUGAAGACGAUGGCUAGCUUGCACCAACAUUUGUAGCUUCUAUAUAAAUGAUUCGGAUUGUCUACAAGCAACGAAAAUGAUUAUAGGGAAUAAAAAGGUAUGCGCUGCUCCAUAAUACACAGUUAUUGUCAGCAAACUUGCUUGUACGCCAUGCAACAACGACAGGUGGAUGAACACGCAGUUCAACGACGGCGAUUCAGGCACUGACGCAGGUGACCUAGCGAUUUGACACCACAAACUCAAACCUAUGCCAGCGGCAUCGAGGAAGGUGUGGAGCUCCUGGCCUCCUAAGGACGCCGCCAGGCUCGUCUCCGUAGCCCGCCAUGGUUGCAGUAUAGAAGAAACCCUUACUCCCGCAUGUAUCCCUUUUUUCCUCUGCGUUGCUUCUAGGGAUCAAAACCUAGCAAACUCCUCUCCAAGCACGCGAUUGAUUCCGUUCAUAUACAUCUGAUGGUAGAAUGAAGAUGCAACAAAUUUCAUUUUGCAGUUUUCCUUGUGGAGGUGAUUGUCAUUGAAAAGCAUAAUUUUUUAAUGGAUGUUACUUGCCAACUCGGAUGGCUCUUUAUACAUUUAAAGUUGUUUGUAAACCAUGGAUGAGACUCGGCAUUGGCAGUGUGGAAAUUGACGAGAUGAAUUGUACUGUUGCUUGUUCUUUGGCCAAUAAAUAACAUAAUUCUCUAUUUUUUAUGUGUCUCUGUGUUGAACUCGUACGGGUUUUGUUAGUAUGUAGAGAUAAUAAUAUGCAGAUU
Triticum aestivum (bread wheat) is the source of this 2345-nucleotide messenger RNA. RefSeq lists its product as uncharacterized. NCBI's taxonomy places the organism in Eukaryota, Viridiplantae, Streptophyta, Magnoliopsida, Poales, Poaceae. The record is from RefSeq and is a predicted model, not a curated record. The coding region runs from base 108 to 476 and encodes 122 amino acids. The transcript is spliced from 2 exons.